AUGUUUAGGGCAAUAGGUAUUGAUUUAGGUACAUCGUAUUCAUGUGUCGGUGUCUUUCGAAAUGGAAAAGUUGAAAUCAUUCCUAACGAUCAAGGAAAUCUUACAACGCCAUCCUAUGUUGCAUUCACUAAUGAGGAAAUAUUAAUUGGUGAUGAGGCUAAAAAUCAACUACCUAUGAAUCCAUACAACACAGUCUUCAACGUUCAACGUCUUAUUGGACGUAAAUACUCUGAUGCAACAGUUCAAGCUGAUAUGGAGAAUUGGCCAUUUAAAGUAAUUAAUGGCAAUGGAAAACCUAAAAUCCAAGUUGAAUAUAAACACGAAACAAAAGUUUUUACACCUGAAGAAAUUUCUUCAUUGAUCUUAACAAAAAUGAAAGAAAUAGCUGAAAAUUAUCGUGGUCAAAAAGUAACCGAAGUUGUUAUCGCUGUUCCAGUGUAUUUUAAUAAUGCCCAACGUCGAGCAACACAAGAUGCUGCUGUCAUCGCUGGUCUUAAUGCUUUACGUAUAAUUAAUGCACCAACCUUAGCUGCUAUUGCUUAUGGUUUAAAUAGCAAAGUUUCAGCUGAACGCAGCGUGUUGAUUUUUGAUUUGGGUGGUGGCACCUUGAAUAUUUCAAUUCUAAGAAUCGAGGAAGGAAUUUAUGAAGUUAAUUCAACAGCUGGUUACACACAUCUGGGUGGUGAAGAUUUUGAUAAUCGAAUGGUUCAAUAUUUCAUUCAAGAAUUUAAAAGAAAAUAUGGUCAAGAUUUAAAAGAAAAUAAAUCUGCUGUUCGACGAUUACGUACUUAUUGCGAACGUGCUAAACGUAUAUUAUCAAUAUCAUUACAAGCAUCUAUUGAAAUCGAGUCAUUACAUGAAGGCAUUAAUUUUUAUUCCACAAUAACUCGUGCACGUUUCGAAGAAAUCAAUGCUGAUUUAUUCCGUACAAUACUUGAACCUGUUGAAAAAGCUUUACGCGAUGCCAAAAUGGCUAAAUCAAGUAUCCAAGAAGUAAUUCUUGUUGGAGGCUCAACACGUAUUCCAAAAGUACAAAAACUUGUGCAAGAUUUCUUUGGUGGUAAAGCACUUAAUAAAUCAAUGAAUCCAGAUGAAGCUGUUACGUAUGGUGCUGCUAUUCAAGCUGCUAUACUUACAGGUGAUAAAUCUGAAAUUAUUAAAGAUUUACUUUUGCUUGAUGUCGCACCAUGCUCAUUAGGUAUUGAAACUGCUGGCGGUGUUAUGACAGCAUUAAUCAAACGAAAUACAACAAUUCCGACAAAACAAACCCAAACAGUCACAAUCUCUAUCGAUAAACAAUCGGUUAUACCAAUUGCAGUUUAUGAAGGCGAAGGCUCAAUGACAAGAGAUAAUCAUUUAUUAGGAGAAUGCAAAUUAUUGGAUAUUCCACCAACAUCCGGAAGCGUACCAGAAAUUGAAGUUACAUUUGAUAUUGAUGCAAAUAGUAUAUUAAAUGUAUCAGCUAUGGAUAAAAGUUCAGGAAAAGAAAAUACAAUUACAAUUACAAAUAAUAAAGAACGUUUAUCAAACGAUGAAAUUGACCGUAUGAUUUCUGAUGCUGAAAAAUAUAAAAAAGAUAAUGAAAUACGACGUGAACGUAUUAUUGCUAAGAAUUCACUGGAAUCUUAUUGUUUUAAUAUGAGAGCAAACAUUAUUGAUAACAAAAUGGUGAAUACAAUCGGUGAUUAUAACAAGAAAAAAAUGCUCGAUGCUAUCAAAGAUACAUUGGCAUGGCUGGAAGCAAAUCAAGUAAGAACUAGUUGA
Molecule: messenger RNA, 1764 nt
Organism: Rotaria socialis
Lineage: Eukaryota; Metazoa; Rotifera; Eurotatoria; Philodinida; Philodinidae
Source: the annotation of a GenBank genome assembly